AUGGCAGCGGAGUACUCAAGCAACUUCACACAACCAUGCGUUCCCAAAUUUGAUGGGGACUAUGAUCAUUGGAGCCUGAUCAUGGAGAAUCUUCUUCGAUCGAAGGAGUAUUGGAGUGUGGUUCAAACCGGAUACAAGGAGCCAGGAGAAGAAGAAGUGUUGUCGACUGCAUAUCAGAAAGCUUUAGAUGACGCCAAACUGAAAGAUUUGAAGGCGAAAAACUAUCUUUUCCAAUCCAUUGACAAGUCUAUCCUGAAGACAAUCACACGGAAGGAGACGGCGAAGCAAUUAUGGGAAUCAAUGAAAGUCAAGUAUCAGGGUAAUGCUAGGGUUCAACAAGCACAACUUCAAAGGCUUCGGAGAAGUUUCAAGAUUCUAGAAAUGAAGAUAGGAGAGUCAAUUACUGACUAUUUUAGGAGAGUGAUGAUAGUCGCCAACGAUAUGAGGAAUUGUGGCGAAGACAUGCCUGAUGUCAAAAUCGUAGAGAAAGUUCUUCGUACACUCACGGAAAACUUUAACUACGUAGUGUGCUCGAUUGAGGAGUCGAAAGAUAUCGACCAACUCAUGGUCUAUGAAUUACAGAGUUCCUUGCUUGUUCAUGAGCAAAAAGUUUGA
Messenger RNA from Asparagus officinalis (garden asparagus), 615 nucleotides. RefSeq lists its product as uncharacterized. Bases 1 to 615 code for a protein of 204 amino acids. The record is from RefSeq and is a predicted model, not a curated record. NCBI's taxonomy places the organism in Eukaryota, Viridiplantae, Streptophyta, Magnoliopsida, Asparagales, Asparagaceae. The transcript has a single exon.